CUAAAAUAAAAAUUCACCCACACAGUCUUUAAUGUUCAAACCAAAACCCAAAGUGAGACCAAAACAUUUCAUAAAGUGAAGGGAACCCACAGUCCCUGGGAAUAUAAGAAAUCCCUCUUUGGUAAGAAUCAAGUUGAUCAGUUCCUCUCACAUUCCAAAAUAUAGUCAGGAAAUCAAAACUGCAGGAAUAGUCAGUCCCGAAGUUCUGGUGUGAGAGUAAGAAUUUCCUGCAGGCAAAGACCUUUGACCCACUGUCUACUGCCACACAGUCUGAGGCAACUUCUUUAAUGGGUUUUGGGUCUGGGAUAAUUUUCAUUGUUUAGGGGCGUUGGUUACAAGUUGUUGUCAAGGGUUAGGAAAAAGGCUAAGCAAAGGAGAUUAGAUUUAAGGUUCUUGUUUAAAAAAAAAGAGAGAAAGAAAGAAAGAAGAAGAAAAAGACAAUUACUAGUUUUAAAUAUUUUACAUUGGAUUGGAUUGUUUUAUAUUGUAUACAAAUUAUAUAUAUAUUGAAAUUGAUAUUGUUAGAAAAUGCUAUAUGUAUAUUUCUAAUUGUACUUAUACCGUUCAUUUAACAAUGCAAUUUUCUGAUCCUUGAAUGUUAUUAUUACCAACUAUUAGGAUAUAAAGAAAUGAAAGUUAGUAGUUAGACAUUACAAUAGAACUUGUAGUCAUAUUAGAUAUGUUUUAAAAAUUGAGCAGAUAUAUUUUAGACAGGUCAUCUUCAAACCCUUCAGAGAUCUACAGAAUAUGGCAUUUAAAAUGAGGCAACUUCUUUAGCUCUGAAUAAACAAAUCACAAGUGAAAGAGAAAAACCACAUCCAGGGUAAAGUCCCACGCUGAGAACUUUGUUUCAGAGCAUUUCCUGAAAGGGGCAGUGCAGCACUCCGCCCAACAGACAACGCCGUAUCGGUACUACAUCUCCAACAACCUUUCUACAGCGAGCAGAGACAAAGCACCAUCUGUGAAACAAGCCCUGAGGACUCUCCAGGACCGGCACAUCGGCAGACGGUCACCUCUCAGACAGCGCUUUGACCAGAGUCCUGACAGUUUCUGCACAUCAUGGGCACAGGCCUGCUGUAAGAUGACGACCCCCAGCAAUCGCGAUCAGCUGGUCCUUUCUAACGGCUCGAACCCAGAUGAGUACAAAAUCGCAGCCCUGGUCUUCUACAGCUGCAUCUUCCUGAUUGGAUUAUUUGUUAAUGUCACUGCAUUAUGGGUUUUCAGCUGUACGACCAAGAAAAGAACCACAGUAACCAUCUACAUGAUGAAUGUCGCACUACUGGACUUAAUAUUCAUACUCAGUCUACCCUUUCGGAUGUUUUACUACGCAAAGGGUGAAUGGCCAUUUGGAGAGUACUUCUGCCACAUUCUUGGGGCUCUGGUGGUGUUUUACCCAAGCCUGGCUCUGUGGCUUCUUGCUUUCAUUAGUGCUGACAGAUACAUGGCCAUAGUGCAGCCAAAGUACGCCAAGGAGCUGAGGAACACUUGCAAGGCCGUGCUUGCGUGUGUGGGGGUCUGGAUAAUGACCCUGACAACCACUGUCCCUCUGCUGCUGCUCUACGAAGACCCCGAUAAAGCCUCCUCCCCUGCCACCUGCCUCAAGAUUUCUGACAUUGUCCACUUAAAAGCUGUCAAUGUGCUCAACUUCACUCGGCUCCUGCUUUUCUUCCUGACCCCUUUGCUCAUCAUGAUCGGGUGCUAUGUGGUCAUCAUUCACAGCCUCCUACGUGGGCAGACGUCUAAGCUGAAGCCUAAGGUGAAGGAGAAAUCCAUACGGAUCAUCAUCACGCUGCUGGUGCAGGUGCUCAUCUGCUUCAUGCCGUUUCACGUCUGUUUCGCCUUCCUGAUGCUGCAGGGGGAGGAGACCAGCUACAACCCCUGGGGAGCCUUCACCACCUUCCUCAUGAACCUCAGCACAUGUCUCGAUGUUGUCCUCUACUACAUUGUGUCCAAACAAUUCCAGGCUCGAGUCAUUAGUGUCAUGCUGUACCGCAAUUACCUCCGAAGUGUGCGCAGAAAAAGUUUCCGAGCCGGCAGUUUACGGUCACUUAGCAACAUGAACAGUGAGAUGCUGUAAGUCAGAGCAAGCAGCCUGUCUUUACUCUCUUUAAAACUCUUCUUCUAUCUACUCUUGAGUGAACCAGCAUUCUAUACUAUCCAGU
This is a messenger RNA of Peromyscus californicus insignis, 2162 nucleotides long. It is a transcript of the gene Gpr18, whose product is annotated as G protein-coupled receptor 18. The record is from RefSeq and is a predicted model, not a curated record. Gene Ontology annotation, biological process: phospholipase C-activating G protein-coupled receptor signaling pathway; positive regulation of Rho protein signal transduction. NCBI's taxonomy places the organism in Eukaryota, Metazoa, Chordata, Mammalia, Rodentia, Cricetidae. Gene Ontology annotation, molecular function: G protein-coupled receptor activity. The transcript has 2 exons. The coding region runs from base 1082 to 2077 and encodes 331 amino acids. Gene Ontology annotation, cellular component: membrane.